UUUAAUUCCAUGAAGUUAACGCUUCUGUAAGAGCAAAUAAGAAUUGCAAUUUUUAUUUUGUAGAAAUUAAAAGUGAGCCACAAUUUUCUUCGGAAUCUGGUGAAGAGAAACCUACAGCGAUAGAUCAGCUUUCUAAAAUAUUGGCUAAAAAUGUGAAACUUACCACUUACGUGGCACACCUUAAGCCAAGCACCUGCGAUGAUUCAGUAUCGGAAUUUAAAAUAUCGUGCCGUGUGCAUACCGACAGUGAUGACGAUCUAGAUUUCGAACAAAUGGAAUCUAUUGAUAGUAAACAUAAGGCUGCAUCAAAAGAAAAAAGUUCUAAAGAUGCUGCCAAACUGAAACUGAGCAAGAUUACAGAAAAGCCUGAACAAGAACUUAGCACCGACUCUGACGAACAGUUGCAAUCGCCGUAUAAAAACCAAAAGGAAUCCAACAAAGAAGAGAAAAAUGUCGAUAUGGGUGAAAAUAUGCGCGAAACCUCUAAACGUACAAACAAACUAAAAUCAAAAACGAAUGGUCCAAACAGUCGUAAUAUGGAUGAUCCCGGAAAUCAACAAGAGAGUUCAUCAGAGUCGGACGUUGUACCACCAUUAACUAAUAAAGACAACAAAAGAAACAGUAAAGAUUCAACAACUACAAGUGGUACUAAAGACGUGAAAUCAAAAAGAGGUUCUUCGAGACAAAAGAAAUCCAAUGAAGAACCUGACGAAGAUUCCGACAACUCUCUUGAGUCUUACACCACUCCAAUUUUCAAGAAUAAAUCUGAUAAACCACGAAAACUGUCGAAUGAGGUAGAAGGACGUAGACCAAAAAUGACUUCUUCCAAUGGAAAAAGAUCUGCGGAAAAUGAAUAUAACAGUGACUCUGAAUCGGAUCAAAGUAAAAAAUCGGAAAUAAAGGCUUCAAAAGGGCAGAAGAAACGGAAAACAGAAACGAACUCCAGUGAAAAAUCUGGACAUAAUCGUAGCUCCCUUCCUGAAUCGGACAAAGUAUUUAAAGAUUGCUGUAAACUUGACCUGAAAUCUGAAAAGACGUUUCAAAUGUCAAAAUAUUCAAGGACGACUGAAAAGGAUAUGUCACAAAUAAACCCUUAUGAAAAAUAUAAAGAAAAGGAUAAAAGGACUUACAAAAGUCUUCCUGAAUCAGACGACGAAAUUGAGAAUACUUCUACUGAUUCAGAACAAACUAAGCAGGAACCUACGCAAUCAAAACCCAAAAAUCGAAAUAAAUCAGGAGAACAAGCUGAAAAUCAAUAUUCUUCUGAAUCAGUUGAUGAGCUGGAAACUUUAGAAAGAAAUAACAAAAGAAUGUCGGCAAAUUCAAACGCUUAUCAGAAAUCGGAAGCCAACUCAUCAUUAAGUCGAAAAGGAUCUAUUGAAGGACAUCAAACCAGUUGCUCUUCUGAAUCAAUUCAUGAGCCAUUAUUAUCAGAUAAAGAACCUAAAAGAACCAAACCAAAACCUGGAAGGAGAAAGCAGUCAUUUGACAGUCAAAAAGGAGAGAACAAAAUUAAACCGAAAAAUAAAUCUUCACGUCGAAAAGAGUCGUUAGAACAACCGAAACAUAAAGAUGAACGCUUUAAUAAUCGUAAUCAAAAUUUUGAAGACGAAUCAGGAAAUUCCAAUGAAUCGUGUGAAGACGAAGAAUUUAAUUCAACAAGGAAAGCUCCACGUAACAAACCCUUACAGAAAUCUGAUUAUGCGAAACAAUUAGCGAAAGGUCAGAAGUAUUUUGAACCACAGUUAAAUGUGGUAGAUAAUACACAGAUAAAUGCUGAAACUUGUUCAAAUGAAGAUGUUCAAUCAGAAUACAAAAAUGUCAAAAAACAAACCAAAAUUUUGAAGGAAGCGGAAUUUAAGCAAAAAAUGUUAGAGAAUUCCAAAAACACUGAUGAUAAUGACGAAAAAAGUCACAAAUCUCAUUAUGGAAGACAAACUGCAAAAAUAUCUAAAGAUUAUGGUGAUUUUAAACCACAAAUGAAAGUCGUAGAUAACAAUAGUUCAAAGUGGCAAAAUGAGGACAAUUGUUCUGAAUCAGAUGAAGAUUUAAAAGGCAAUGACAAGGAUAUUGAUGCAAAUAAUAAUUUAAAAUACAAUUUUGUAGAAUCGGAAGAAAAUAGGUCAAUCAAAUCGGUUAGGGCUCAAGAUACAGCAUCCCUCAGAUCAAAAACAAAACCGAAUGAAAAACUCAACCGUACAAACACCAACAAUGACACAAACGACAUUUUCAAGAAUUUUGAAGAAACAAGUUAUUCUUCCGCAGCUACGAAAGGUGAAAAGCAAUCGAAUAAAGACAUGGAAUUUUUAUAUGAAAAACAUCCUAGAAAUUCACAUUCACUUUCAAGAAAUUCCAGAGAUAUGUACGACGAAUUUAAAUCAAAAAACGAACCAUGGAAAAGAGGACAAGAUUUUUAUAACUGUAAAAAAGAUAGCGACAAAUUUUCAUCAAAUUUUAAAUCGUCAAGCUGGAUGAGUGGAAACAAAAUCGAAAAUACUAAAUAUACAGGUAAUAAAUGGAAUACAACAAGACAAACUGACGGCCCAUUACAGCCUAGCAGGUUUAGCACAUCAAGAACAUCCAAAUAUGACUACCAGAGAAGCUAUUUAGCUGGCGAUAAACCUCAGAGUAUUACUAAAACCCCAUGGGAAUUAAGCUCAACCAACAGGACGUACUCGUCUAUAAGACCAGGAAAAGGAUUCUGCAACGACUUAGUGAACAGAAUGUCUAGUGCGUUAAGUUUGAGAGGACAAGGGUCCACCACAGAUCAGUUUAAGUAUAAACCAAGAGCACUGUCCUCCCAAAAAUUGCACGAAGUAGAUCUGUUAUCACUUGGACCUGGCGAAACUCUUCGAAUCAAAUGUGGAGAAAUGGCGACUUCUACAAAGGCCUGUAUGUGUGAAAAUUUUAAAGAGAAGGAAUCCUGCAUCAAAAAACCUAGUCUGAAGGACAAAGCAAUCUCGUGCAAAAGCAAACUUAGAUGUUCAUUUCAUGAAGAUAGCCACAAGAAAGUAUCCAAGAAGAAACACAAAUAUUCUCAAUGCCUGGAAGCAUUAAAACGUCGAAAACAAAAGUGUCCGUCGCCCAAUAAACAAAAAACUACCAGAUGUCAAAGUGAAACAAGUGCUUCAAAAUGCUCCCAGGAUACUCCCAGUUGUACAUUUCAACUCCAGUGUUCUUCAAACGAAGUAGCCCAACCUCCAAAGCGUUUCCAAAAUAGCUCCUGUAUUACUAAUCAACCCCUACGUUUUUCAAAAGAAACAGCAAAACCUUCAACAUGUUCCCAAGACACUCCCAAUGUCGCAUGCCGAACUCAAUCUUGUCCGAAAGAAACGGAAAAUGCGAAAGGAUGUCGUGUGGAAAUUAGCUCGACAAAGUGCUGUUCCCAAUUGGGAAAAAGAGGCCUUAAGGACAACCCAUGGUUCAAUCAUAAUGAUGAAACGAGGAAGGAGAGAAUUUACAAUUACCGGUCGAGAUCAAGCGCCAGACUCGAAAGGCUCCUCAACCAAUCCAGGAAAGCGAAAAACCUGAAGGACUGGAAUUGCAACAAGCAAAUACAGUGCAGAAAGAUACAGAAAAAUGCAGAAUGUGACUGUAGCGAUCAGUUACUGCAACUCGUCAUGUCGGAAUCAGCUGAAUGUAAAAAGUUGCUACUUCCAAGAAUAAAAUCGGGAGAGGACAAAAAAGAACAGCCCGUCGAACAGGACGAGGAAUCAAAUACAUAUCAGGAUAUUGAAACGCCAACGUCACGAGAACAAACUCACCAAACAUCGGAUAGUGAAAAUGACAGAAGCACUGUAGAGAUUACGUUAACGUUUGGAGAUGACGUGGAUCAGGAUAUUAAUCAGAAUUCAAGUGACGAAUGUUUCGUAGAUGCUCCUGUAUAUUGUGAGGAAUGCAACGCGAAUAUGCAGACUCAAUGUAUGGACGAAGAGCAAGACCAAUCGAAUGUGGAAUAUUGCAACGAUGAUGAUGAUGAUGAUGAUGAUGAUUAUACCGAAAAUGAAUCAGAUGAAAUGUGUGUUCAGGAAGACAGUUGUAAAGUUAAGCCGAUAGUUAAGCCGAAACCGAAAAAGCAACUUGUUCGAAGAAAAUGCAUAUUCGAACGUUUUAAAGUUAGUGACAAAGACCAAGCAACAUACUGGUGUAGAAAUUGCGAAAUACUUGUCAGACCGAUAAUAGUCAAUAAGAAGACGUAUCCGACAAAUUGUAUUAAAUAUUUGUUUUCCGGUUGUUUACCUCAGAUGAACAUUAAUGAUACGUUAUUUAUGUGCCCAUGUUGUAAUGAUUACGUAAUAAAUAUGAAGUCUUCAUGUUAUUUAGUACCUAUCAAACACGAUCAAUGUUUAAAGUCAAUAUACGUCGUUUUCAUCAUCAAAAAUUUAGUUUGUUCAAGGAAUACAGAUGAUAUCUCAUCAUCAUAA
This is a messenger RNA of Agrilus planipennis (emerald ash borer), 4424 nucleotides long. Its product is annotated as dentin sialophosphoprotein-like. The record is from RefSeq and is a predicted model, not a curated record. Lineage: Eukaryota; Metazoa; Arthropoda; Insecta; Coleoptera; Buprestidae. Bases 273 to 4424 code for a protein of 1383 amino acids. The transcript has a single exon.